AUGAAUAGCCAGUUUGAAGCAAAUGUCACCGACUGCACCACUUCCUUCUUUUGCUCCUCUCUUCACAGCAAAUUCUCUUGUGACACACUUCUGCGACAGUUCGUAUUUUGCCAGAAUGGAUUCUCACCUUAUGACAACUUAUUUGUGGCCAGAUUGCUGGACCUUAUCUCAGAUGCAUGUAAAUCGGGAAGCCGAGUUCGAUUGAUCACUCUCCAACUGGCCAUUCGCCUGCUGACGGAGUUGGUGUGUGACGCGAAGAAACGAUGCUUUCUGUCAGAUCCUCAUUUCGCGCAGAUUGUCAGUGCCAGAGAAGAAGCGAUGAUGGUAUUGCGUAGCUACUUCCAGAAUAACGCGAUAUUUUUGGACCUGUUUGAAAACGAGCUUUAUCAAAUUCAAAAGCCGCCCGUUUCCCCAAUGAAAUUAGCGUUGGAUCCCACAUUGCUGGUUCCACAACAGCCAGCAUCGCUUGCCCCCAACUCGACGCCUGCGACAGGCGUUGCUCAUCGCGAAUACUGGUGUCAGUUACCGCAUUCCGACGUAGAGCAUACGCAACGUGCUAUUGCCAUCUAUCUCCUUUUGCACGUUUGGCUCGAGUCGCUGCUACGUGCACGUCCAAAUGGGCAUGAGGACGAACCGGUGCUAGAUGAAGCCCUAUCUGGUUCCUCGGAAUCGCCUAGUUUGCCGGUACCAAUGUUUCCAACCAACUUGUUUGUUGAUCUGGCUGCGAUUCCAGGUAUUGCAGGAUUAGCAAACAUCCCUGAUCCGAAAUCGCCUGCACAAUCCCACCGGGCCGGCGACAAACUUGAUUUAUCUUCCGAAGCUUUGAUCGGAUGUACCGUGGAAAGUGAGGGCAGCUACGAAAAGCGCUUCCUCGUCAACUAUAGCCAACAACUGGUGUUGGUCGAACCGGACUCACGACAGAUAGGUUGGGGAGUGAUCACUUUCAUCGGUCCGCUUCAGGAUAUGGACGCCACCUGCGAUCCAGCUGACAGCCGUUGUCUUCAUGUAACAAUCAAUGCACCCGUUUAUCCCACCAAAUCGUCUGGUCCCAGUCUCAGCUCAUCUAAAGCAACUCAAGGUAUCAAGGGCUCGGGUGCCAAGCCACUGUUGGCGGCUCGAUUUUUGUUCGAAGACCACAUCCGAUGCAUGACCGCGAGACAAAUGCUACUCAGGGGCCGUGAAUGUGCGAGACAAGCCAAAUUGCGCAAAAUAGCUGUUCUUAUAGACUUUUCAGCGCAGUUCCUACACGAGAACUUCACUUUCCCCGGUUCUACCGCUGCCGAAUCCAGCGCAUCAUGCGUGUUGGAUAGCAAUGAACCAAACAAAUCCUACCCCAAUCAGUCAAUGUCCCGCAUUUUGGCCACAUCUGGCUCCGGCAGAACGGCUAGCACCCGCAAUCCCGGCGCCUUUCUAAUGGAACGCCAAUCUCAUCGGGCCAAACUUUACCAGCGUUUACAGGCAGGUGAAGAUGUCGAUACCCGGCCGCCCUUAAAUGCCUCUCGCGUGGCGAGUCACUCCUAUUCCAAUCAAGAACUCCGUAUUCAAGUACCGACAUCUAACUAUCAGCAGCCGCAGAACCGUUUGAUUGACUUUGUACCCCGUACUCCGAUCAGUUUGGUUCAACAGCGAGUUCCCCCUCAGCAGCUGAAAUUGCCUUCAUUGCAGUAUCUGAGUGGAGAUUCCUCUGAACGCAGCCUUUCGGAUGCAGUUCCAUCGCUCGCCCCGCCCGCCACCGCUAGUGAGAUCACCAAAAAUAACAACGAUCAAAAGAGUAACUGAUAGCAACCCGUCUACAUUGAGUGUACAUAGACCCCAUUUCACUCGCUAUGACGUCCCCUGUGGGCCACCUUUGAGUCUUUCAGCUUUGUGACGCUUGAGUUUUCGUCUGCACAUGUCGCCUGCUGUUUAUUAAAUCCCAUCGGAACAUCCAUAACGAUGUUCCCGGGAUCUCAUUAUCAAACGUAUUUAUUUUUGAAGCUUUUUACUCCCUAUGGCGCCUUCCAUCUCCAUUGUGAAUAACUGGCGAAUCGCUGCGAUUUUCUUCGAUGACCUAAGUCUUUCGCAUGCUUGCCUCCUACUCUGCCCGUUUGCUUUUGGUACAUGCAGUAUCAUAUGUUUUGACCAACUGAGGUAGCUCUCUAAUGCCUUGAUCAAUUUUUACUGAGCCGUGGAUAGCAGUAAAUACGUCUCCACAUGGUUUGUACACUAUUGUUUUACGGGUCGUGAAGUUGUUUUCAGUAGGUGUUAUAGUCAAGUCAAGCUAAGUUUUAUGUACCCAGAGGGGCGCAUUAUCAACUGCGGAUUAAGUAAAAUGACAUUUCC
Messenger RNA from Dicrocoelium dendriticum, 2322 nucleotides. The record is from the annotation of a GenBank genome assembly. NCBI's taxonomy places the organism in Eukaryota, Metazoa, Platyhelminthes, Trematoda, Plagiorchiida, Dicrocoeliidae.